This is a messenger RNA of Zingiber officinale, 1969 nucleotides long. RefSeq names its product aspartic proteinase oryzasin-1-like. Gene Ontology annotation, molecular function: aspartic-type endopeptidase activity. The record is from RefSeq and is a predicted model, not a curated record. The coding region runs from base 165 to 1736 and encodes 523 amino acids. Gene Ontology annotation, biological process: proteolysis; lipid metabolic process. Lineage: Eukaryota; Viridiplantae; Streptophyta; Magnoliopsida; Zingiberales; Zingiberaceae. The transcript has 13 exons.
UCCAUCAUUGUUCGUGAUACAAAACUCGAAAAUGCGUUAGAUAGGAGCAAUUUGGCGUCUUCUCUCGUCCCUUCUCCCUUCUUAUUUCCUCUGCUUUUGUUCGGCUGGUCUCUCAUACCAGUUCUUGGCUGUAAAAAAAAUCACUUUUUGGGGCAUCUUGCACGAUGAGGUUGGCCAGAAUUCUCCCGGCAUGCUUUCUCGUCGCCAUUUUGGCCACCGUCACGCUUCCGACCUCGGCGGACGGCCUUUUCAGGAUCAGAUUGACCAAGAGGCCGCUGGACCGGACCGACCGGCUCGCCGCCCGUCUCUCUCGUGGCGCUGAGGGGGUCGGUGCUCUGGAAACUCGUACGUACGACCGUCUGCGAGGGAGUCUCGGGCUCAAGCACGGGCCGGAUGGUCCGGACGGGCCUGUGGGGCCUGACAGUGGCAACAUUGUCUCCCUCAAGAACUACAUGAACGCUCAGUACUUUGGCGAGAUCGGCAUCGGCUCUCCGUCGCAGAACUUUACGGUGAUCUUUGACACAGGGAGCUCCAAUUUGUGGGUGCCUUCUGCCAAGUGCUAUUUCUCAGUUGCCUGCUAUUUCCAUCCCAAAUACAAGUCAAGCCAAUCUAGCACCUAUCGGAAGGAUGGGAAGUCUGCAAGUAUUCACUAUGGUAGUGGAUCAAUAUCAGGUUUCUUUAGUCAAGAUCAUGUCACAGUUGGUGACAUUGUCAUCAUGGAUCAGGCAUUUAUUGAAGCCACUAAAGAGCCGAGCACAACCUUUUUGAUGGCAAAAUUUGAUGGAAUACUAGGGCUUGGAUUCCAAGAAAUCUCAGUUGACAAUGCAGCGCCUUUAUGGUAUAACAUAGUCAAUCAAAGUCUUGUAAAAGAGCCAAUUUUCUCGUUCUGGUUCAACCGUGAUGCAACUGAAGGAGUGGGAGGUGAAGUUGUUUUUGGAGGGACUGACCGACGGCAUUACAAAGGCGAACACGCAUAUGUUCCUAUAACUCAGAAGGGGUAUUGGCAGUUUGACAUGGAAGAUGUCCUUCUUGGUGGUCAAACAACUGGAUUCUGUUCUGGAGGUUGUUCUGCAAUUGUUGAUUCUGGUACUUCACUGAUUGCUGGUCCAACAACUGUUAUUACACAAAUUAACCAGAAAAUUGGAGCUGAUGGCGUUGUUAACCAACAGUGCAAAACAGUAGUUACACAAUAUGGUGAAAAGAUUAUGGAUUUGUUGGUGAACAAGGAACAACCAGCAAAGAUUUGUUCACAGAUUGGUCUCUGUGCUUUUGAUGGAAGUCAAGGGGUUAGUUUGCAAAUCAAGAGCGUCGUUGACAAGAGAGUUGAGAAAUUAGUUACUUCUUCUAGAGACAAUAUGUGUGCCUAUUGUGAAAUGGCAGUCAUAUGGAUGCAAAAUCAGCUCAAACUGAACCAGUCACUGGAGCAGAUGUUGGACUAUCUCAAUGAGUUAUGCGAGCGAAUACCUAAUCCAAUGGGAGAAUCAGCUGUUGACUGUGACAGUCUGUCCUCCAUGCCUGUUAUUUCAUUCAACAUCGGUGGAAGGAGUUUUGACCUCAAACCUGAACAGUAUAUCCUUGAAGUUUCAACUGGAGAUUCUAAGCAAUGUAUCAGUGGAUUUCAGGCGAUUGAUGUAUCUCAAGGUCCACUUUGGAUACUUGGUGAUAUCUUCAUGGGAGUGUAUCAUACUGUGUUCGAUUACGGAAAACUCCAAAUUGGAUUUGCAGAAGCAGCUUGAGGGUAGUUUACAGACUUUCCAUAUAUCUGCCACUAGAUCAUAGAUAUUUAAGUAUGACUUUCUGCCCAUCUGCGUAAGUUAGCUGGUUUGAAUGUAUAUAGGUGUGUUUCCAUUUAUCUUGCUUAUUGUAAUAUCACAGCACGCCAGUCUAUGCCACCUUGCAUGAAUUUGGUGAGAGCUAUGCUAUUAUUAUGGAUAUUUUGUUCUUGAGGAAUUAAUGAACUAAUAACUAA